AUGACUCAUGCACCGCCACCACCAACCCCUGCAGGCGCACCCCCGGCACACUUGGGCGAAAUUCCGCCACCAGCCCCAACGCCGGAGGCCCAAGCGCCAUCCACCUCUACUGAUGGUGCGACCCGCAUCAUCGCACUGAAAGGCGACAUUACUACACUGAAGGGCACGGUCAAUCAGAUGGCCACCGACAUGGCCGAGCUCAUGGCUUUGCUCAGAGCUCCAAACCGCACCUCCUCGAACUCUACUCCGCCUCCGGGGUACGGGCCAACGGUCGACCCAAACCCCUGGGUCCCACCGACCCAUGCUUCGAAAGGUAAUGAAGCGCCCGCAAUGCACGCGCCAGCGGGCCAUCUGGCCAACGUCCCUCUGCCAUCAGUGACUCUCUCGGCGGACAUUCUUCCUCCACCGUCAGACCCAACCAUGGUUGCACUGCCGCCGAUGUCCAUACCGGUUCCGGUCCUUGUUUACGCAGCUCCUCCGCCGAUGGUCUUCCCGGCACCAAGCCCUCAUGCUCCUGUUCACACAUCUGAGCCUCUCCUAUUCCAAGCUCCACAACCCCAUAUAAGCUUUUCUUAUUCAACUCUACCUCCUAUAAAUAUUCCCAUCCCUAAACCGGGCACGCCAUCCCAGGCUGUCCCCAUAGCUCCACCGAUAAAAUUUUUCCCCGAAACGGAGACCGAGCAGGAACAGAGAUUAAAGAAGAUGGAAGAGAACAUCAGAACCCUACAAUCAGGCGGCUCCCGCCUCGAUGCCGGUGAUGGUGAUUGGAGUCUUUUUCCGGGUAUGCAGCUACCCCCUAAGAUUUAG
Molecule: messenger RNA, 807 nt
Organism: Punica granatum (pomegranate)
Lineage: Eukaryota; Viridiplantae; Streptophyta; Magnoliopsida; Myrtales; Lythraceae
Source: RefSeq, a predicted model, not a curated record